Molecule: messenger RNA, 2427 nt
Organism: Thelazia callipaeda (thelaziosis nematode)
Lineage: Eukaryota; Metazoa; Nematoda; Chromadorea; Rhabditida; Thelaziidae
Source: the annotation of a GenBank genome assembly
AUGAAAAUAGAAGUGAAAGAAACGGAUAUGAAUUCAGAAAUGAUUCAAAAAAGCAUAAACAUUGUUCAAGAAGCACAACAACAAUUUAAACUUGAUAAGAUAAAAAUUAUUCUGGAAGAUAUCGCUUCUUAUAUCAAGGAUGAAUUUGAGAGAAAGUUUGGUCCAACUUGGCAUUGUGUGGUUGGAAAAAGUUUCGGUUCUCGUGUUUCAUAUGAAAUUCAGCAUUUUAUUUUAUUAAAAUCAAACUGUGUUUCUAUUAUGAUAUUUAAAUGCGACGAUCAAAGGGAAAAGCAUUAUUAUACAAAGAUUUGCUCAACAGCACCACAGUAUAUUAUUUUCGAUAUUGGAUAUUUUAGAAGAUUUUUCUUCUUAUCAAAGUCACAAACAAAUAAUUUUGAUGUUGACAAUUCGUCUCUGCAAACAUUGGCUCAAAAAAUUUUUACCAUUCAAGACUUCUGCUCGAUCAUUCAUUCAUUAUCUUUUCCAUUACUCAACCAUGACACUUUGCUUACUUUUGUCCGCUUUACUGUCAACAAAAAAGUUAUGGAAAGUGUAAAAGCAGACGAUUUACUCGAUCAAAUCUUUGCUGCACCUAUCAAUUUACCAACUGUGAAAUCUUUACAGUUAGAAACCAAUAAGGAAGAUGAUGGAAACGAAGUUUGUACAGAAGAUAAGGAUAUCUCCAAAUUACUGGACAGAACAAUCGUCACUACCGAGAAUGAAGCAAGCGAAUAUUCAGAAACACAAGAAUUUGAAAAGGCACAUCCAUACAAAUGUUUAGAAAAUGAAUAUUUUAUUAUUUUUCGAUUUAAGAACUUUUCUGAACAAGCUUCUGCGGAGAACUAUUUAAGACGUGAACCAGACUUUGAUCAGAAUUGUGUAUUUUCUACUAGUACUGUUUUAGCUAAAGAAUGUAACUUGAUAAUUUUGAAUGCAUUUUUCCAACAAACAUUUUAUACUUUACGGAAACAUUUUGGUGAGUUUGCUUUUAAUUUACAAUUCAAAAUCGUAGACAAUACAGAAUUAAACGAAACUAUAAACCAAGUACAUGUACAGGAAAUCAUUGAAGAAAAAAAUGCUGAACAAUCUUUUACUUCAAAAAAACCUCUUGAGAAGGUUCCUGAAAAAACUGAUAUUCAAGCAAGUAUCAGUUCAACUUAUUUAAAUACUGCGUUAAUGUUUGAAAAUGCGUCAGAAAUAAGAUAUUAUAAUGUCUUUCUUGUGGGACGACAGAUGGCUACAACAGCCCAUGAAAGAUUAUUACAGAAGCACAUUUAUGAAGACCGUGAAAAUGAAAAUGACAAAAUCGAAGAGUAUGAAAUAGAAAUUGAACAAAAAUCGGAAUAUAUGGAAGCAACGAAUGUUUCAAUUGAUAACGAGUUAUCUCAGAUUCAAAUAAGUGAAGCAACAGAUUUAAAAAGCAUAUCUGAAGAAAUACAAAACCAUUUAAACUUGAAAUCAAAACAAAAAAAUGAAAAAAUGGCAAGUGAAAAUGAGCAAUCGAAAACUAGCGAUGAAACUAAUUAUUUGCAAACUAAAGAAACUGUAACUUUUCUACCUGAAAAGAAAUCAGACAAUAAAAAUGGCCUAACAAAAAUCCAUUUACUCAAAUCUGUUUUCGAGAAUAACUCCUUGGACAGUGUUGAGAAACCUGUUCAACACAAGCAACAAAUUGAAUUAGUUGAGGAAGAAGACUAUGAUAAGAAUGAACGAUCAACAGAGAUUAAAACAAAACGAGAAGAAAUAGCAGAUUAUAGACAUGUAGAUCCGAUCACAAAACAUUACAAAGGAAAACAUUUUAAAAAGGGUGACGAGUGGAUGAAAAUUGAAAAGCAGCUCGAGGAGACGAUCCAGGAUGCAAGCGUAAAUGAAGGACUGGAUAAGUUCAAUUCUAUUCGUGUAGUUAGAAAUGUUCGUCAAUUCGUUAAAUUGUGGUGCAAACAGGGUAGACCAAGUGAGCCAAAGGUGCUUCCAAAACAUACAGCAUUAUCUGCAAUAAAGAUCGAAAGGUCACGCAUUCAUAAUAAUACACAAUUUCACACUUAUCAAACUUUCUUUCUGACUGAAAAUUUCAAUGUAGACGAGAAUUUGGAAAAUUAUUAUUGCGUGAUUUACUUGCUUACAAAUGCAGUAAAGGUCAAAGAAGCAGAAAAUAUUGCAACAACUGACGAACAAAAUGAGAUAAUGACAGGCUCAGUAUCGGUUUCUCAACGACGACAGAAUUUUGAAAAUAAUCAAAUGCUAAAACCGCGAGAGUUUUGCAAGAUACAUUUGAAAAAAAAAAAUGAUGAAGAAUCACUGGAAACAAUGGAUGAUAUGAUUAAUGAAAUGAAAAAGAAAGAAACGGAAUCAAAAUUAGAAGAAUUAGGUUCUAUCGAACAACGGAGACUAUUUUUUGAAAAGCAGUCAAGAAGCCCUAAAAAUUAA